This is a messenger RNA of Notothenia coriiceps (black rockcod), 5929 nucleotides long. Its product is annotated as protein FAM83H-like. The record is from RefSeq and is a predicted model, not a curated record. Gene Ontology annotation, cellular component: keratin filament. The transcript is spliced from 6 exons. Bases 345 to 4862 code for a protein of 1505 amino acids. Lineage: Eukaryota; Metazoa; Chordata; Actinopteri; Perciformes; Nototheniidae. Gene Ontology annotation, molecular function: keratin filament binding; protein kinase binding. Gene Ontology annotation, biological process: protein localization to cytoskeleton; signal transduction; intermediate filament cytoskeleton organization.
UGGACAGAUUACACAUGAGCAGAGUUCAGCCUGAGACAAGCAUGAACACACAGAGCUGUGAAGAGCAGAAGUCAACUGUCUGUGUGGAGCUAACGUCGAGGCGGGGCGACAUUUAUCGACGGCAAGUCUUUCUCACUCUCUGUUUGCUGUCUCCAACAUUCUCGCCAACAUGCCUCAAGCAUGAUAAUAAACAGGUUUAGCUGGGUGACGGGGAAAAAUUAAUGUAACAGGAAACUUUCGACGAGUCCCAGCGGCGGAGCAAAACAUGGUGAAGAAGGCAAGAUGACGGACUUAACGUUUAACCAAGGAGAAGCGUAAAGAGCCAAUAACAGUGUGACUUCAGUAUGGCACAUCGUUCUCAGUGUUCCUCUGCCGGGGAUAACCCCCUGGACCCCAACUACCUCCCCCCUCACUAUCGGGAAGAGUAUCGCUUGGCUAUUGACGCUCUCAUUGAGGAAGAAUUGGAAGGAUACUACCAGUUUCUCCAAAAAGCAGAUGUGGUUGACUUCUUGGCCUCAUCUGAGAUUGAGUAUAUCUCAAGCUCUGUUCAGGUGCCUCAGCAGAGCAACAACCCUGAACAAUAUUAUCAAGAGGAUGAAGGAGAUGGCUCCUCAGACACUUACUGGCCGAUUCACUCUGACCUGGACGUCCCAGGCUUGGACCUCGGCUGGCCUCAGAUGCACCACUUCAUCGGGCCCACAGAGGUCACCACUCUGGUCAACCCCCCUGAGCCUGACAUGCCGAGUAUCAAGGAGCAGGCCCGACGACUUAUCAAGAAUGCUCGGCAGGUGAUUGCCAUAGUGAUGGACAUGUUUACUGAUGUUGACAUACUUGCGGAUAUUCUCAAUGCUGCUAUGAGAAAUGUUGCUGUCUACGUCCUUUUAGACAAGCAGAACGCACAUCACUUCAUCAACAUGGUUUCUAACUGUAGAGUUGAUCUACAAAGCAUUCAACUUUUACGCGUGAGAACAGUGUCAGGCAUCAAGUACCACUGCCGCUCAGGGAGCACCUUCACAGGUCAGAUGAUGGACCGCUUCUUGUUGACAGACUGCAGGGCUGUGCUGAGUGGAAACUACAGCUUCAUGUGGUCUUUUGAGAAGCUCCACCGCUGUAUGGCACACCUUUUUCUUGGACAGCUCGUUACGACCUUUGAUGAAGAGUUUAGGAUUCUUUUUGCUCAGUCCCAACCACUGAUUAUUGAAAACCUUGCUCCAAUGGAAGAGUUAAGCCUUUCACAAAAGAGGCAAUAUCCAACUGAAAGAACAAUGUACAGAGAGACAAAGAAAUUUCAGUCACUGGACACCGGUCAUCCAGAUGAUGGGCUAAGGCAUCCUUACAGUGAACGCAUGGAUUUGAGAAUGAUGGCCCUUAAAAAGCAGGAAUCCUUGCAAGGCCCUGCAGACAUGCACAGUAGAUUUACACCCCAGCAUCCUCGCAUGGAUCCAUCCAUGAUGGAAAAUCCUGCCUUCAAACGUCACAGUUAUGCUGAAGGCAGUCAUGGUAGAUACUCUUUGCCAUUCCUGCAGCAACAGGGAAUGCCAGAAUCUGAGAAACUGGGAAGGCAGUUCUACAGGGGGCAGCAGCCUGGUCCAGCCCCAGGAAGAGAGGCAGAUACCGGUGCCAAUGAGAAGUUUUGGAACCAAGACUUCUAUUCGGCAGAUCCUAAUAUUGAGCCUGGUUUACCUCCAGAGGUCGAACCAGGUGAUAACUUUGACCCUGUGCUCAACUAUUUAACAUCUACCAGGAUUGCCGAGUUUGACAAAGGCUCAGAAGAAUUGCAACCUGUAGCAGAUUUUCCGUUUGGUUCAUCUCACCCUAGAAGAUCGAGUCUAGGCAACCAACAAGCCUUUCAAGCGUCUCCCACCCCAUCAAAUCCAACUGAUCAGAAGCAGUCUUUCCAGGAGCCUAUCACUGACCGCAAGGAUCCUUUGGUGAAACGGGGGCUAAGAAACUGGAGGAUUAGCUCUUUUCUAAGUGCACAUGAUAAUCCAGAAGAGGAAGGCCUGCCAUCAGCACCACUAAAUGCACAGGAUCCAUUUGAAGUGCCCUCUAACCCCAUACAGCAAACAGCAGGCAUAGAUUUAGCACUCCCAAAAAUGCCUAAUUACAGAGAAUUUAGGGUUCCUGCAAUACCAAGGGCAAGUCAGAUGCCAAGUUUUGUCACCACAAGACAGCCAAGGAAAUUGCCUGAUGAAAACACUGCAGUAGCAGCGGAAAUAAAAACAACACCAACACCUUCAGAAUCCUCAUCAUCCACAACUGAAGUGGAGAAACUAGAGGACGUAGAACAAAAGGAACCAAAAAUGUCUGGCCUUCGAAGGGAGGAGUCGUUCCGUCGGAAAUACAAUGCAGCUAUACCGAGGAGCUCUAGGCUAAGAUCCUCUAUGAUAUUCAGCUCUCUGGACCAGAAGAACACUGCUCCAGGUGACCAACAGGAUGAGGAAGGAGACAAAGAUGAGGCAGAACAGACAAAACUGCCUUUUGUUUCUCAAGUUAUGGGACAAAGGAGGACUGCAAGAGAACCUUUUGAGUGGAGUCGUUACAUGAAGUCAGCCACCUUUGAAAACUCGGCCACAGACCAAUCCAAACCAGAUGAUGGUAACAGUAAGCCAGAUAAUAAAGAUUCACCAAAGGAUACAAAUUCAGAGGAUCUUUCAGAGGCACAAAACACAUUAAAACAACCAAGUGUAGAGCAAGCAGAUUCUUCACCAUCAGUGCCCCAAUCCAAAGCUUCUGAAACUGAGCUGCCAAAAACGGAUCAACCAGUAGAGCCACCCAAACCUUUGCUCACCGCUCCUUUGUAUGUAGACAUGUCUGAUCCUGAUAAUAGGCUCAUGUUUUUCAAAGAACUGGCAGCAAAACGCAAAGCUGCUAAUUCUGCAGACGCUGAAAAGAGCAAAGAGAAGGCUCCAAUGAAAUCACCAAUUGAGCUGAAAAGCAACACAGCCGUUGAAAAGGAGAAGCCUGUACCAAAAGAAACCUCAGAAAAGACUGCUGAUGCUUCUAUAUCUAAGGGUUCAUUAGAUAAAAAUGCUAAUGCCAAGGAUGCAGGGAAACCAGUAUCUACAGAAGCAUUCAAAGCAGCCAGUCUAUCUUUGGAUGCCUCCAAAAGCUGUAAACAAGAACAAACCAGAGUUCCAACUGAUUUGGAGAAGAUAGAGCUUAGUAACAACCAAACAAAAGCAACUGUUUCUGCAGAAACGUCAAAACCUCAGAGCCAAUCACCAGAAGAGCCAAAGCUGUCAAAUCCUGCUGUAAAAACAAGUAGCUCCAGCCACCCCCCUACACCAACAAAUGCCACUCCAGCUAGCGUGCAAUCCCUUGCACAAGGUACAGAUAAAAGUAAAAGCCCCUGCCUUGAUUCUACCUCAAAAGAGUCUAGUUCACCCACUCCCAGUUCAGAGAAGGUCCCACCAUCUUCUGGAUUAGCUGUAUUGGAUUCAAACACUCCAAGCCAUGAAUCCCUUCAGUUAGAAACCAGCAUUUCAGGCCAAAGCUCAUCCUCUGAACAAAUUAUGCCAGUCACUGGUUCACAGAUCAGUCCAAGUCCUUCUUCGUCUAGCCGUGCUAUUUCUUCCACUUCAUCAGAAUCCAUAUCUUCUAGUGUUACCCAGAAAGACUCAAGCUCAACAGUAACUCCCAGCAUAUUGUCCCCUAAUGCACAGGAAUCUGUCAGCCCCUCCCUGCCAGCACACUCCCAUCUGACGUCACCUGAUACCAUUUCAGCAACUGACUCUGCACAUGUGGAAUCUGACAUUUCUCCUGACACAUGUGCUGCUGGUUCAGAGCCAAACAAACCUUCACUACAGUCCCAUACAAUGACAGACUCUGAAGAAUCAAGUGCUCCUACACCUUCCGAAAAAGAUAUCCUUGCUAGCCUUAGCCCUUCAUUGCCUGAAACAUGUCUACCUAAUGUAUCUGACCUAGAGAGUCAAUCCAAAUCUGCUCAAAAUGAGACUAAUACUGCUUCCCCCACCCAAGCAGUCCCUCUACCCAACCAUUAUCCAGUAGAAACCAGCUCUCCUGUCAACCCAGACUCUACUACUGAUGCUUCCCAAUCAGAAAGACAAGCGACCCCUCCCUCCAAACUCAACGUGACAAGUUCUGUCACUCCCACUCCUCCUGAAACAGAAUCAUCUUCAAUUCCUUCUUCUCUGUCACCUGAGACUGAAACAACAAAGGGUGUUGGAAAGGAAUCAAAGGUUCUUGGAUCAUCAGAGGAUGUCAAAGCUGAUAGCAAGCUUGCUAGCCCUUCAUUGCCUGAAAUAUGUCAUGUACCAGAUCUAAAAAGCAAUCCUUCAGAGCCACCUGUACCUGCUAAACAUAUGGACAGUCAGAAUGAAGCAAGGAAAGAGACUGAAAAGACUGACCCUGUUGCGAAGAAAACUGGUGAUACCAAGGCAACAAAUAAGGUCAAUAAGACUAGUACACGGGAGUCGGUUGGUAAUGAAAAAACGAAUGAACGAGUAAGCCAGAACAACUGCUCCGGAACGCCAGAGAUCACACCAGAUGUUCCUUCGUCACCACAGUCCAAGCAGCCCAAAUCUAGCCAGUCUCGCUUCCAAUCAUCAACAGCCAACGUGAUCUCAAGCAGCAACCUCAGAGACGAUACAAAGCUGCUUCUAGGGCAGAUCUCUGCCAAUAGCCAGAGCAGGAACGAGGCUGCCAAAGAGGCUCCUGUCACUGAUGAUGAGAAAGAAGACAAAGCUGACAGAAAUGCCAAAAGGGAGAAAGAAAUAGGUAUCAGGUCCCUUAGCAGAGGGCAGCCUAAGUCAAUUGAGGAGCGUGACAAGCUGUUGGAGAAGAUUACACAUAUGAGGAAGGAGAGGAAAGUUUACAGCCGAUUUGAGAUGGCACCUUAAAUGGAAUCGUAAGAAAUGUGUAAGAAUGAACUGAGCAUAAAGUGUGUGUAGAAAGAAAAAGAUUCAAUUUAAAGAUGAAAUAAUGACCAUGAAGUGUUUCUGACCAAUGACAUUUUCUGACCAAAGACCUUUAGUUUGUUUUCUGCAACAACAAAAAAAGCAUAUUAUGCAAACAGGAAGGGGACCUCGAGCUGGCUUUAAAUGGUAAAACUAGCAGUUCAACAAAUUAAUAGAAACCUGAUUUUCCAAUUGUAUUACAAUGACCAACAAAGGGUUUACCAAGAUAUGAACAUAGACUACGUGUGUGUGAUCUGAUGAUGAAUGAUGUGUUUUUACUGACUGCAUGGGUGAAGUGCAAUGUUUGCAACAGGAUCUCUCUGAUGACGUCUGUCCUUUCUUUUUUUAACGGCACUGACAGCCAUUACAUUAAAGUAUGUUGGUUUUAAAAGUGUAAUAGAUAAUCUUUAUAGUCAGUCUGUAAUAUACUGUAUUUGAUAUUGUAGUUUUUCACAAUCGUGUUCCACAAAGAUGCUGAUUAUUACGAGGGUUUGUGAAACUAGUAAAUAAAUACAUUCAUAUCCACGCAGGGCUGUUGUUUCAGUGAAAAUACGUUGGCGCUUAAUUUUAAUAUAAGCAACAGUGUCAACCAUAUUGUGGUAUUUUGAUGAAUUGUUUGUCAAACGAACAAAAAGUAAAAAAUAUGUCUCGUUUUUUUUUUUUUUUUCAUGUAAUUGUUUAUGUUUAAAACCAAAGCUACGUGCAUGGCUAGAUUCCACUGGGUUAAGUGACUAUAUAUGGUGUUAUCUUCUGUAAUUAGCUGGAACCAACCCUAUUUUGACUCUGAAAAUGUGCUUUUUUUCAAUGAAAACAUGUCAUACCUAACCUGUACACUGAAACAAGAAAAUCUGAGGCUGCAAAGACUAAACGACAGUAUGUAAAAUGUUGCCUUGAAAUACUAGAUGUAUUGAGUCUGUCUUCAGCAGCACUUGCCCUUUGUAAAUCAAAUGUCUUAAAAUGGUGGUGUUAUCCUGUCAUUAAAUUGCCAAAAGAAGGUACUAUGAGAAGCA